Piliocolobus tephrosceles (Ugandan red Colobus) is the source of this 2232-nucleotide messenger RNA. It is a transcript of the gene AHCY, whose product is annotated as adenosylhomocysteinase. Gene Ontology annotation, cellular component: cytosol. Lineage: Eukaryota; Metazoa; Chordata; Mammalia; Primates; Cercopithecidae. The transcript has 10 exons. Bases 176 to 1474 code for a protein of 432 amino acids. Gene Ontology annotation, molecular function: adenosylhomocysteinase activity. The record is from RefSeq and is a predicted model, not a curated record. Gene Ontology annotation, biological process: L-methionine cycle.
CCCCGCCCUGCGCGUUGGGCCCCGCCCCAGCGGGUCAUGAAUAUGCAAGUAUAGGGAAGAUAUUUAAAGGCGCCGGCGCCACGCGUAUAUCCCUACCCGGCGCCGCCCGCCCAGUGCGUGUUCCUAGACUGAGGCCAGGCCCCCUUCGCCUGUUUCUAUCACGGGCGCCGCCAGCAUGUCUGACAAACUGCCCUACAAAGUCGCUGACAUCGGACUGGCUGCCUGGGGACGCAAGGCCCUGGACAUUGCUGAGAACGAGAUGCCGGGCCUGAUGCGUAUGCGGGAGCAGUACUCGGCCUCCAAGCCACUGAAGGGCGCCCGUAUCGCCGGCUGCCUGCACAUGACAGUGGAGACGGCCGUCCUCAUUGAGACCCUCGUCGCCCUGGGUGCUGAGGUGCAGUGGUCCAGCUGCAACAUCUUCUCCACCCAGGACCAUGCGGCAGCUGCCAUUGCCAAGGCUGGCAUUCCGGUGUAUGCCUGGAAGGGCGAAACGGACGAGGAGUACCUGUGGUGCAUUGAGCAGACGCUGUACUUCAAGGACGGGCCCCUCAACAUGAUUCUGGAUGAUGGGGGCGACCUCACCAACCUCAUCCACACCAAGUACCCGCAGCUCCUGUCAGGCAUCCGAGGCAUCUCUGAGGAGACAACGACUGGGGUCCACAACCUCUACAAGAUGAUGGCCAAUGGGAUCCUCAAGGUGCCUGCCAUCAACGUCAAUGACUCUGUCACCAAGAGCAAGUUUGAUAACCUCUAUGGCUGCCGGGAGUCCCUCAUAGAUGGCAUCAAGCGGGCCACAGAUGUGAUGAUUGCUGGCAAGGUAGCGGUGGUAGCAGGCUAUGGCGAUGUGGGCAAGGGCUGUGCCCAGGCCCUGCGGGGUUUCGGGGCCCGUGUCAUCAUCACUGAGAUUGACCCCAUCAACGCACUGCAGGCUGCCAUGGAAGGCUAUGAGGUGACCACCAUGGAUGAGGCCUGUCAGGAGGGCAACAUCUUUGUCACCACCACAGGCUGUGUUGACAUCAUCCUUGGCCGGCACUUUGAGCAGAUGAAGGAUGAUGCCAUUGUGUGUAACAUUGGACACUUUGACGUGGAGAUCGAUGUCAAGUGGCUCAAUGAGAACGCCGUGGAGAAGGUGAACAUCAAGCCGCAGGUGGACCGGUACCGGCUGAAGAAUGGGCGCCGCAUCAUCCUGCUGGCUGAGGGUCGGCUGGUCAACCUGGGUUGUGCCAUGGGCCACCCCAGCUUCGUGAUGAGUAACUCCUUCACCAACCAGGUGAUGGCACAGAUUGAGCUGUGGACCCAUCCAGACAAGUACCCCGUUGGGGUUCACUUUCUGCCCAAGAAGCUGGAUGAGGCAGUGGCUGAAGCCCACCUGGGCAAGCUGAAUGUGAAGUUGACCAAGCUGACUGAGAAGCAAGCCCAGUACCUGGGCAUGUCCCGUGAUGGCCCCUUCAAGCCGGAUCACUACCGCUACUGAGAGCCAGGUCUGCGCUUCACCCUCCAGCUGCUGUCCUUGCCCAGGCCCCGCCUCUCCUCCCUAAGAGCUAACGGCACCAGCUUUGUGAUUGGUUUGUCAGUGUCCCCCAUCGACUCUGGGGCCGAUCGCUCAGUUUUUGGCCUCUGCUGUAGCCGUCUACUGUUCCAAAUGUGGCAGCGGGAACAGAGGCCUCUCCUCAAGCCCCAGUCAUGAUGGAGGUCCCAGCCACAGGGAACGAUGAACUCAGUGGUCUUGGAACAGCUCAGUAAGUCAGUCCUUCCUUAACCUCGAAGUCAGUAGUGGAGUCACAAAGUCCAUGUGUUUUGCCAUAUAGGCCUUCACCUGGUCUGUGGACUUAUACCUGUGUGCUUGGUUUACAGAUCCAGUGGUUUCUCAGCCCACGACAGAUGAGAAGGGGGUAUAUUGAAGGGCAAAGAGGAACUGUUGUUUGAAUUUUCCUGAGAGUCUGGCUCAGUGCUGGGUCUUAAACCUCAUAACAAUGAGGUUAGUACUUUUAGUCCCUGUUUUACAGGGGUUAGAAUAGACUGUUAAGGGGCAACUGAGAAAGAACAGAGAAGUGACAGCCAGAGGUUGAGAGGGGCCAGAAAAACAUGAAUGAAUGCAGGCAGAUUUCGUGAAAUCUGCCACCACUUUAUAACUAGAUGGUUCCUAUCACAACUCUGGGUCAAAAAGAGAAUAAUUUGGCCUAUAAUGUUAAAAGAAAGCAGGAAGGUGGGUAAAUAAAAAUCUUGGUGUCU